AUGGCUAAUGAUUCAGACGGAUCUCGUCUGCUGAAAAGACCAAAGUGCGAUUCGACAGAUAGCCAAGCUUGUGCCGAGCCUAAGAAAGCUCGACUGGAGCACAGCAAAAGCGGCAACUUACCAGCUGUAUUACAGCCAUCUCCUCCAAUGACAGAUGAGGGCAAUGAAUCGAAAAACAGGUCCAUGGGGUGGAACACUCAGUUUGGAGAGACUUCGUUUGGCACACAUGCAGAGCCGGUUGUCGACACACCGCCUCUCUCCCCGAAGUCGACAUCCAUGGCCAAUGCCUCUGCUGAUGUCCUUCCCGACCCCUCUGAAAUGGAUAUAGAGGUUCUUUUUGCCACGUUGACCCCGGAAACCCAGAUGGAACUGGAAACUAUGGAAAUUUUAUGGGAGUUAUCUGGCCAAGACACGAGCGGGUUUGGACGCAACUCUUCAGGUCUUGAUCCCUCAAUGUACCAGCUUCCUUCGGGCGUCCCAUUCCAGAGUGAACCCUUGGCGACCUUGAAAGAUUUCAAGGAACAGAAAUGCGAUCAGGCUUUCGGCCAUCCCUUGACCUACUUCCAAGGUUUCCCGUUUAGACUCAAGCACCAGACUUUUACGUAUGCUGGAAGCGACGAUGUACACUCUUUCUCUAGCUCUGACGCUGAAGAUGACAUCUCAUCACAAGCCGACUCUGAGUCUAUCAUAAUCAGCAUAGAUGAACGAGAUAUCCAGCAACCCGCCCGCUCUACUUCACCGGAAUCCUUGUCCCUAGACCCCAAGGGCUUUAUUUCCGAGGAUACCUUUGGGACCUGA
Clonostachys solani is the source of this 798-nucleotide messenger RNA. The record is from the annotation of a GenBank genome assembly. Lineage: Eukaryota; Fungi; Ascomycota; Sordariomycetes; Hypocreales; Bionectriaceae.